Neogale vison (American mink) is the source of this 5606-nucleotide messenger RNA. RefSeq names its product carbohydrate sulfotransferase 11 (gene CHST11). Gene Ontology annotation, molecular function: sulfotransferase activity. The coding region runs from base 265 to 1323 and encodes 352 amino acids. NCBI's taxonomy places the organism in Eukaryota, Metazoa, Chordata, Mammalia, Carnivora, Mustelidae. Gene Ontology annotation, cellular component: membrane. Gene Ontology annotation, biological process: proteoglycan biosynthetic process; carbohydrate biosynthetic process. The transcript has 3 exons. The record is from RefSeq and is a predicted model, not a curated record.
GGAGCGGCAGGAGGAGCAGGAGCGCGCAGCCGGCGGGUCCACGCAUCUCGGCACUUCCAGAGCAACUCCGCCGCCUUCCAUACCCCUGCCCGGGGCUGCGGGCUCCGCGAGCGGCCGCGAAGCCCUCCCGAUCGUUCCCCCACCCCGAGCCCUGCCCAGCCCUGCCCUGCGCCUCCUGGACUCCGCUCCGCGCUGCAGGGUCCCGGCUCCUGCGCCCCGGGCGCGCCUCCCGGACACCCCGGUCCCCGCAGCCAGGACAAAGCCAUGAAGCCGGCGCUGCUGGAAGUGAUGAGGAUGAACAGAAUUUGCCGGAUGGUGCUGGCCACUUGCUUGGGAUCCUUUAUCCUGGUCAUCUUCUAUUUCCAAAGUAUGUUGCACCCAGUCAUGCGGAGGAACCCCUUCGGUGUGGACAUCUGCUGUCGGAAGGGGUCUCGAAGCCCCCUGCAGGAACUCUACAACCCAACCCAGCUGGAGCUCUCGAACACCGCCGUCCUGCACCAGAUGAGGCGCGAUCAGGUCACGGACACCUGUCGCGCCAACAGCGCCCUGAGCCGCAAGCGGCGGGUGCUGACGCCCAACGACCUGAAGCACCUGGUGGUGGACGAGGACCACGAGCUCAUCUACUGCUACGUGCCCAAGGUGGCGUGCACCAACUGGAAGCGGCUCAUGAUGGUGCUCAGCGGGCGGGGCAAGUACAGCGACCCCAUGGAGAUCCCGGCCAACGAGGCGCACGUGGCGGCCAACCUCAAGACCCUGAACCAGUACAGCAUCCCGGAGAUCAACCACCGCUUGAAAAGCUACAUGAAGUUCCUGUUCGUGCGCGAGCCCUUCGAGCGCCUGGUGUCCGCCUACCGCAACAAGUUCACGCAGAAGUACAACACGUCCUUCCACAAGCGCUACGGCACCAAGAUCAUCCGGCGCCAGCGCAAGAACGCCACGCAGGAGGCGCUGCGGCGCGGCGCCGACGUGCGCUUCGAGGAGUUCGUGGCGUACCUCAUCGACCCGCACACGCAGCGCGAGGAGCCCUUCAACGAGCACUGGCAGACCGUGCACUCGCUCUGCCACCCGUGCCACAUCCACUACGACCUCGUGGGCAAGUACGAGACGCUGGAGGAGGAUUCCAACUACGUCCUGCGGCUGGCGGGCGUGGGCAGCUACCUGAAGUUCCCCACCUACGCCAAGUCGACGAGAACUACGGACGAGAUGACCACGGAGUUCUUCCAGAACAUCAGCUCCGAGCACCAGACGCAGCUGUACGAAGUCUACAAACUCGAUUUUUUAAUGUUCAAUUACUCAGUGCCCAGCUACCUGAAAUUGGAAUGAAGGGGGUGGGGGAGAGGGAGAGAGAAUCGUGCUUUUUAAUUUAAGAUUUUUUUUUUUUAUUUGUCGAAAGAAAUUCUAUGGAUAUUGGGUUAUUUUGUAAAGUAAUAUUUCUGUGGGGAUGAUGCUGCGAGCGGCAUGGUGAGAAUUAUUUAAAAUCCUUAGUAGGGAAGGACGGCUGUCUUUGCAGGGGAAAAGGAUGGGUGUCCUCGUGUUUAGACGCGAAUACUUACAACACUGUCUCAGAGGUUUCCUUGUGCUCUGGUGAAUUCCAUGAAUUGUGCAUCCCAUAAAUUCUAAUUAAUAUUAUUUAUAGUUAUUUAAACAUGGUCUCUGUAGAGAUUUCUUUCUGUGGCAGCAAUAUUCUAAUGUCUUUGCAGAAGAAAUGUGUGUUUUUGUUCUGUACUUGCUACAGCUCGUUCUGGGGCAUGAAUGUUCUCCUCCCUAGGCGCUCAUAGGGUUCACUGUGUGAUAACAACCAUCGUGAUGUCUGUCGAUGCCACCCUUCUCAGAAAUCGGUGAGAAAUAAAUAGAAAAAGGCACCUUUGCGAGGGACCGAUUCCAAGCAGAUUCCAAGCAACCCAAGAGUCCCUUGCGCUAAGAAAAAAAAAAGCGGUUUUUUUUUUAACCCAAGGAGAAGAGCUGAUUGUAGCUAUUUUUUCUUUUCCCCUUUUCACCAGAAUUAGUAGUCUGAUAGAGUAGGCCUUUCUACAGAAAUUUUUAACUGGCAGUGCCAGUUACGCUGGUGAAGUGGCUGUUGCUUUAUAGUCAGCAAGUAUUUAUUGAGCAACUACUACUUGUGGGGCCUCAUUGUAGGCCCUGCGGGUAGAAGUUGAACGAAACCAAUAGUCUUGGCCCUCAAGAAGCUUUAUGUGGACACAGUUUCCAGCUCAACCAUUAGCAAACCUCUCAUAGUCAUGGACUUCACAUGAGGGCUGGACCAUUUUGAACAACCCCGGAAGGUCCGUGACCCAACAAAUUUGCGUUUUUCUCUGGCCCAACUUUGAAAACCACACACUUAGAACAGGCCACUUGACAUGGUGAGUAAUCCAGGCUCGUUGCCCAACACAAGAGAAGACAAAAGCAUUUCUCAUCAUGUUGUCCACUCCAAUGGAUUGGUGGGGUCUGCCUUUAAGCACCGGAAUGGAUUCGCCAGGCACAGCAGGGAGCGGGGCUGUGACUGAUUAGUCCUGUCUGCCUUGGGGGAGGGAAGGGACUCAUUCGCCAAGUGCCUCUUCCUGUGAUGUCAGCCCAGCACCCAUGCCUCAGCAUAGAAGUGUUCUCUCCUCUUUAAUGUGUCCAAGAGUGAGAGGCUACAGCAGGCAGGCCUCGUACACUGGGGAUCUGGAGUGGUCUGCAUUUCUCCCCUGGUGAAGGUCAGAGGUAGACCACCUAUACACACACACACGCGCACAUACCCCUCCCAAGUCCUCCAGAGGCUGAGACCAUCAGCGCCUUGGCGAGCACCAUGCAUGAGCCUCAAGGACAGCCUUCCAUGACUAUAAUCUGUGCCCCCUUUCCUCCGGAAGAUCGGAAACAUUCUACUUCCUGUUCCUUGCUAAUUACCAUCUGCACACGCUUCUCAUUUCCAGCCAUUUCAAUGCCUCGGGUGACGUUUGAGCCACAUCCCUCUUACAACUAGUGAAUGAGUUGGUAGCAGAUCCUGUAUAUAAUAAUAAUUAUAGUUCUAAUAAUAGGGGGUGGGGUGGGAUGGGGUGUGGGUAAGUUUUGCUUUUUGUUUUGUUUUUGACGCAGUAUAUAGCAAAGGGGUGAGAAUAUUCUAAACAAACAAAAAUGAAUAAUUUAUUCACAGAAACUAUUAAAACUGUAAAGCUCACAGCCAGCCCAGCAACAGCUGCCACAUCUCGCUGAGAAUAUGACUUUAUUGAAUGUGGGUGAGGUGUGCACUGGAGAGGGUGGCCAAAGCUUUUUAUAAAAUGUUGUAUACCUUCUUCCAGCUCUUUCCCCUUUGUGAAGGGCACAGUGACAGUGCCCUCCGUGGACAGAGAUGUGUGCCAUGUGUUUUACUGAAUAGAGUGACAGGCCUCGCUGUCCCUGGAGUUGGGAGUCUGGGCCCUGUUUCUAGGCAGGGGACACUGUCCUCACAAAUAGGGCUUUUGCUAAUGAAUCAUUGUCCAGCAUUUCCUGAUAUGUGCUCCAUAGAACAAAGAGUCAAAGAGUUGUGAAGUUAGUGUGAUGCAAAAAAAGAAAAAAGAAAAGGAAAGGAAAAAAAAAGCAUUUUGAGGUCAAAUAUCCUUGGGAAAGAAAGUUAAGUCAAUUUCCUUUCUGCAGGACUUUUAAGAGCCUUGGAUGUACGCUGGGCAUUAUGAACCCCCCAAAGCAUUGAGUUGGUAGCAUUUCCUGAAUUUAUGUGACCAGGAUACUCUUAUUUUGCAGAUCUCAGAGAUGUUCCACAGAAUAUACUUCGGUUAGGUCGAUUUAGCAUAUCUGAGGUUGUCAAGGAUAAAACAACUUCCCUGACCUUUCUCCAGAACAAAACAAAACAAUAAAACAGUACCAAUCCAUCUCUAUCUGGUUUAUAGCAACAGAGGUACGUUAUCAGAUGAAUCAAACUUUUAUUUAAGUGCAAUGGUUUUAAUCCUGGAUACUACCCUGGGCAAUGAUUCCAUCCUUCCCAAAGGGAGCAGGGGAUGGUCUUGGGUGGUAUGGAGAGAGGAAGGGGGGGGUGGAGAGGGGGACAUAAGGCCACAGAACGGUCCCCCCCCCCCACUCCUCAAGCCUUAGAUUACCCAACGCACGCAAAGGGAGCCCAACCCUUGAGCAGUGCUUCCUCAAUUCCACCAUGUGCUUUUGGUUAUCCAAUGGAAUUUCCCAUAGAUUUCCCAAGCUCUAUGUUCCCACCACCAUCUUUGUUGCUUUGGGUGAGCUCACUCGGGCCGUGAGCAGAGUACUGCCUUUCCUACCAUCGUCUCUCAAGUGAGAAAGACUGUCCUUUAGGGAACAAGGCAUCAGUGUAGCUCUGCAAUGAGGGAUUUUCUCCUUGUUUUGUGUUCACAUUUUAUUUUCUAAUAGCAUAAAAACCUUAAAAAAAAAACAAAACUGAAUCAACUGUUGUGCAGAAUGUAGAAAGGAUUCUGUGUCCUUGGUGGAAAAGAAUCCAUGGGUAAAAAUGUGCCUGGGAAGCAAAAGCUUGUGUUUUUGUUUUUUGUUUUGUUUUGUUUUUUAAAGAAAACUGUUUGAAAACACUUUCCAUUGCAUGCUUCACUGGAGAAAAGUACAGGCCGGCAUCCCACUUCCAAGCCACUUUUCAAAGGUGCUGCUGUGUUUUCAAAACCAGGUACAGUUAGGGUAGUAUUUGCAAGGACAUUCCUGCUUAACCUAUCCCUUCGGUUGGAAAACUCUAGAAUAUUAGCCACAGGGUUUGAAUUCCUGCAGCUUCUCUGGACCUUCCCAUCCCCUUCCUUGCCUCCCCAGCUGGUCUGGGAAGAAAGGCAGUCAGUUGACCUAUGGUGUUUCAGGGGGGACCCACCCUCCUCCCUGUCUACCAGAUGAGUCCCGCCCUCCUGACAGCAGAGGAGUAGGGGCAAAGGGCCUAAUUCCUGCUGGAAGAAAAUUCCCAGGAAAAAAAACAACAAAAACGCAAGGCACUAGCCCCCUUAGCUGGUGGGCUCCAGACCACUGCUGAGGUAGUGAUUACUCAGGCCCUGUUCCAACCUGGCAAGAACCCAAGGGACUCUGUCCCCGGUGAAUGGUGUCAGACCAUCUUCCUCGCAGACUGCCCCUCCCCCACACACACCAACACACGCAGUCAGAGCUGCCCCGUUCUGUGCCGUCCCGGGGACUGGAAUCCCUCCCGGGCCCCCUCCUAUAUCAGCAGGACUGACCUCAUGGCUCCCCCAGUUUGCAACAACCAGCAUUUCUUCCAGCAUUUUCUCAUCAGCUGACCGGACCCUACGAACAGGCAACAGGACCUAUGAUAACCAACUUGCCCCUUGGCUGUUCGCAGGCGAAUUUCGGUUUGCUGCUCUUUGUCAGGUACAGAAGUGGCUGCCCGUACUGUUUUCCUAUGAGCAUGCUCAGUAUGGUAUAUAUGCACAUAUAACUUAACAUCUUUGUGGAGUGUGAUUUUUUUUUCUUACAUCUUUGUAUGCAGUAGAGGCUUGUUUUAGAAAACUCUCCCGUCUCCUACUGUACUGUUCAAGAAAGCUGAAUUCCACAUUGCCAACAAAAGCGUGAAAUGUUCAUGAACCUUCCUCCAGGAAAAGCCAUUCAAGCCUGAUUAUUUUUCUAAGUAACUUCAAUUAAAUUGAAGGGAAAAAAAAGAA